Molecule: messenger RNA, 1433 nt
Organism: Empidonax traillii (willow flycatcher)
Lineage: Eukaryota; Metazoa; Chordata; Aves; Passeriformes; Tyrannidae
Gene: LRR1
Product: leucine rich repeat protein 1
Exons: 4
Coding region: 79-1353 (424 amino acids)
Molecular function (GO): protein binding
Source: RefSeq, a predicted model, not a curated record
GCCGUGCGCGGGCCGGUGGCGGUGCCGGGACCAGGAUCGGGAUCGGGGCCGGGAUCAGGGCCGGGAUCGGGGCCGGGGAUGCGGCUGCAGUGCGAGGUGGAGGUGCUGAGCCAGCUGCUGCCCAGCUGCGGACUGCAGGGCCGCGGCCGCGCGGCGCGGGCGCUGGUGUCGCUGGGGCGGCCGCCGGGCGGUGGCGGUGCCGGUGGCGGUGCCGGUGGCGGUGUUUACCUGAUGGUGUGCACGGCGCGGGACCGCUCCGGGGCCCGCUACAAGGUGCAGCAGAACGUGGAGCGGCUCUUCACGAGGUUCGUGGAGCAGGGAAAGGCCACGGUGCGGCUGCGGGAGCCCGCGGUGGAUCUGCGCCUCAGCAAGGCAAAUGCCAGCGAUUUGAAGACUUUCCUGGCAGCCCUGAGACUGGCUCACCAAGGCAGCGACGCCGGAGCUCUGCCUCUCUCCACCCUGGUCCCGGCAAAGAACUCGGAAGUGGAGAAACCCAAGACGAAAAUGAUCAUAACUUCCAGGAGGGACUAUCCCCUCACCAAGGGCUUCCCUCACUCCCUGGAGCACCUGCAGACCUCCUACUGCAAGCUGGCCCGGGUGGACACGCGCGUGCUGUGCCUGAGGAAGCUGCGGAAGCUGGACCUGAGCCACAACCACAUCAAGCAGCUGCCGGCGACCCUGGGGGACCUGGCGUGCCUGCAGGAGCUGGACCUGCACGACAACCACCUGGAGUCCUUCGGCGGGGCCCUGUGCCGCUCCGGCCUGCAGAGAUCCCUGCAGAGCCUGGACCUGAGCCAGAACCGGCUGCGGGCGCUGCCGCUGGAGCUGUGCGAGCUGCGGGGGCUGCUCAGCCUCAAGCUGGACGACAACGAGCUGGAGCGGCUGCCCUGCAGGGUGGGGCAGCUCGGCCGCCUGCGCUUCCUGUCGGCCGCGCGCAACCGCCUGCCCUUCCUGCCCUGCGACUUCAGGAGGCUCUGCCUGGACAGCCUGGACCUCUUCGGGAACCCUUUCGAGCAGCCCAACCCGCUGGCGCCCAACAUCCAGCUGAAAAUCCCGCUGACUUUGUUGGAGUGUGCCGCCAGAGCCACCGUCAAUCACAGAAUCCCUUACAGCUGCCACCUCCUUCCUUCCCACCUGUGUGAGGAUCUGGCAGUGGCCAAAACCUGCCAGUGUGGAAGUGCCUGCCUGAGCAGCUUCAUCCAGAUCACGGUGACCAUGAACCUGCACCACGUGGCUCACACCGUGGUGCUCGUGGACAACAUGGGAGGGACGGACGCUCCCGUCCUCUGCUACUUCUGCUCCCUGCACUGCUAUUCCCAGUUCCUGGACAGGCACCUCCAGAGCAACAGGUGACCGCUGGUGGGUGCCAGAGCCGUGCCCAGCAGAGAUCAGACCUCCCUCUGGCAGAGAGGGGACCCUGUGCCUGCCUCUCC